UGGAGGAAGGUGAGGCAUUAGUUCCAUCCAAGACACCAGUCAGCCCACAAGCCAGGUGCACAGAGAAUCAUGUGGAAGGUUGUAUUGCUAGUUAGCUUCGCGAGUGCUGUUCUGCAGACAGCAGAGGCGCAGAGCUUACCCUUCCCGGGCUUCAUCUCCGGCGAGAGUGUCAGGGCCAAACCACCCACAGGGGACGGCCAAGCCAAUGACAUCUAUAUUCACCUGGAGAGGCCACCACAACUGAAAGAGAACCAGGUGGUGUUCUAUCCUAGCCACCUCGCCGGAUUCGGUUUUGAGAAGGCCAAGGACCCCGAGUCACCCGAGUUCCAGAUCCACGACGCCACCAAUGAGAACCUUAGGCAAAGUGACAAGCACAGUAAGCACCAUCAUAACUAGCACUCACACGAUGACCACCAGCACCAGAGCAACAAGGGCAGUAGCGGCGGCAGUGACAAAAAACUCAGAGCCACUGCCCCUGCACAGGAGGUUAUUAACGUCCCUCUAACUUCCCCUACCCCUGUCCUUCAUCCACGACCCAGCUACCCCCCCCUCCCCCUCCCCAGUUCCCAGUAAAAUCACAUCGUCUCUCUCCCAGUUCUUACCCUCCCCCGCCUCCCCCUUCAUCCUACAACGAUUACCCUUCUCCUCCUCAUCCUGGGCACUACCCCAACCGUUCCCUGGCUUAUCCUCCUCGCUACUCCCGCUAAGGAUAAUCUCUAACAUCCUCCACCUACACUCCCUUUUGUAAAUAUCCCUCCAUGCCGAGUCCUGCUGACCCCUUUGACAAGUCCCGAGAAUAAAAUCUUUCAUAUGUGCUUUAGUCCCGGUGCUCCUUACCCCUUACCAUCCUUUCAGCCUCAAGCGUUAGAUAAAUCCUACGCUCCGUUUGCCCUUAUCCUUGCUAGUUUCUAAAUCAUAGCUGAUAUACUACAGCCUCAUCAUAGAGUCCGGUAUUCAAACGUCUUAUACCCAUUCUAGGAACCCGAGAAUGCUAUCUUCCAAUGCCCUCCCGAGGAAUCCAAAAUCUUUCCCUACCUCGCUCACUCAGAUGCCAUCCUAUGGAAGAAGUCAGUAUAGAAUCCUUCCACGUCAUCCUUGAACCCACCCUAAGCGUUAUCUUACCUAACCUAACCUAACCUUCCAGGAUAUUAUGCAUCCUUCGAGACUCUGAGUAUCAACGUCCAUCCAAGGACCUUCAUUACGUACAUCCUGCUUAUUUAUCCUCAAAUUCCUGGAAUAUUCUUGGUGUCCAUGCAAUCCUUCACUAUCCUCCUUCAAGCAUUCUUGCAACAUUUCCACCAUUCCUCAAGCACCCCAACCAUGCUCUCAUCCUCCAAGCAGUUCCACAACGCAUUCAUCUUCCAAGCAAUCUUACAAGACUCCAUCCUACCAGCACUUUAAUAAUGCAUUCGUCCUUCAAGUUUUCCUGCGAUGGGUGUAUCGUCCAAGCAACCUACGCCGCCGUCAUCCUUAAGGUUAUCCCAUAAGACCCUCAUCCUCCAAGUAAUAAUAGAAGGCCCCCAUCAUUCGUCAAACAAUCCUACAAGGCCUUCUAUCCUUCACCCAAUCCUACACCGAGCUCAUUCUUCAAACAAUCCUGCAACAACCCCAUCCUCCAAGCAAUUUAAGAACGCACACAUCCUUCAAGUUAUACUGUAAGAUCCCCAUCCUCCACAACACUUCCAUCAUCCUCCAAGCAAUCCUACAUGGCCCCCAUCGUCCUCCAAGCAGUCUUCGAGACCUCCAACACCCAAAUCAUCCUGCAACACCCCCCCUCAUCCUUCAUGUCAUCCUCAAUGGUUGGACCGGCAAGAAUAAGGGCAUACACAAGAGGGCAUUUUAUACUAUGUGAUAUUAAUAUUUACAAAUAUUUAUAAUAUGUAUACUAUGUCAAGAAUUAUGUACACAUGCACAUAAUGUAUAUUGUGGUAAUUUAUGAAUCUAAUAUACGGUGCUGAAAAAGGUGAAAAUCUUUAAAAAAAAUUAUAUAUAUCUUGUAUGAUAAACGUGUGAUUGUUUUCAUGAGUAGUCGCGCUGAGUGAAAGAAUGUCAUAAGUGUCGAAGUUCUAUUUAUACAAUAUGCACUAAUAAACCUUAGUGAAAAUA
Molecule: messenger RNA, 2106 nt
Organism: Homarus americanus (American lobster)
Lineage: Eukaryota; Metazoa; Arthropoda; Malacostraca; Decapoda; Nephropidae
Exons: 3
Coding region: 70-396 (108 amino acids)
Source: RefSeq, a predicted model, not a curated record